AUGAUGUAUUCAAAUUCUAAACAAUCAUAUCCCUUUUUAUUUGUAGUACUAUUGGCAGCAUGCUGUUUGAGUAUCUAUAAUGUGGUGUCGGCAGCACUACCACCAAGCAAUCUAGUCAUGUAUACGAUUGACCAACAAACAUUCACUACCUUUAAUAUGACGGUUAUCAACAUUACAAGUGGAGUCGUCAACUCUACCACGCUACCUAUUUUGCAGAAUAAUAUGUGGUUUGGUAGAUUCUUGGGUGUUGAUAAUAAUGAUAAUUUAAUUAUUCUAAUUGGGAAUAAUAAAGGUGCGAAUGCGUUGGCAACCAUUUCACAAUCAGGAAAGUUAUUAAAUGAUCCAGUUAAUCGUAAUGCUGUCUAUCUUGUAGUAGGCAGUGGUCCUCAAUUAUAUGUCUAUGACUUUGCCAAUUCAUCCACUGAUGAUAUCCAACUCACAAUACCCGAUCAACAAUCAACGACCUCCCCCACUGGUUGUUUUGAUGGUGUAGAUAACUACUACUUUAUGCAAGCCGACAACACGUUUAGCCAAUUUUUAUUGUCUAGUUACUCUUUUUCCGAUCAAAAGCAACACGAUACGUUGAAUGUCACUGGUAUUGCACCCAACUCUUUAACCUAUCUUUUCAGCGCCAACAAACAAGUCUAUGUACUAGGUUACAAUUUAUCGCAGACUACCGACAUGUCAUUGUACCUUUUAGAUACCGAUCAAGCCACUGCCACUCUAUCAUACAGUGACCAAAAUACCGGACUUGCUAUCGGUCUUUCAAGCUAUGUUUGGUUUAGUGACAACUACUUUGUCUAUCUCUCCAUGUCAUCAUCAUCAUCGACCAACCAAUACUAUUUGACCACCGUCGACCUCAACACCAACCAAGUUAUUUCACAUUCCCAAGUUCAAGGGACAUUUAAUACCAAUCCCAAUAUUUCAGGUGUCUAUUAA
Cavenderia fasciculata is the source of this 939-nucleotide messenger RNA. RefSeq lists its product as uncharacterized. Lineage: Eukaryota; Evosea; Eumycetozoa; Acytosteliales; Cavenderiaceae. The transcript is spliced from 4 exons. The coding region runs from base 1 to 939 and encodes 312 amino acids. The record is from RefSeq and is a predicted model, not a curated record.